Molecule: messenger RNA, 1674 nt
Organism: Guillardia theta CCMP2712
Lineage: Eukaryota; Cryptophyceae; Pyrenomonadales; Geminigeraceae
Exons: 16
Coding region: 1-1674 (557 amino acids)
Source: RefSeq, a predicted model, not a curated record
AUGGUCAUAAGCUUGACAGCUGCUGGACAUGUCAAUCCCUCCGACACUGGAAGGAGGCAGGAGGGGGAGGAGAGGAAGAGAGGAGAGGCUGGCAGGAUGAUGACAGCGGUGCUCUUCCUAGCCAUGUUCGCAUCAAGUUCCGCUGACUAUCAGGGCGAUUGGGAUCGCGCGGUGAAGGAGGGGAAAGAGCACGCGUUCAUCCCAGCAGAAGGGAGCGCCUACUUCUGCAAGAGCAAGGACGAGUACGUCAGAGAGGCAAAUCACAGCGAUGGGUACUUCUUCUGCCAAGAUUACGUCGAUUAUGCCGCCGCUUGCGAUGCGCAAGACCGCCGGUCAUGCAACAACAGAGUCAUUCAAAAACUUUCAACGAGCCCUGAACAUAUCUACAAGAAGAUGUACCUCCCUGGAACAGAGAGGACUGAGCAAGGCAAAGUCAAGAAGUCUUACCCUGCGGAUUGCAGCAAGAUAAGCCAGGACAGCACCUCAUCAACAAACCUCUACCUCGCAAAGCACGGUUGCUAUGGCAACGUGUUUCUUGAUGACACGGCGUCAUCGAUAGAUGAUUUCUACGUCAACAGCAUCAUAGAGAUUAUCUCUGAUACAGAAACCAACGGCCAGUGGGCAGUCAUCAGCAAGUACAGCGGUUUCUCCAGGCUCGCCAUGUUCGACAAAUGGAAGCUUCCUGCAGGCUCCCAGCGUGUGGAAGCAGCAGCGGUCACUGAAACUGACAAUUAUCGCAUCUACUUGAGCGAGGAUGCUCGCGGGAAAUGCAGGAACAGCAAGAACCCAGCGCAGCGCAUGGGAGCUCCUUGCGAGCUGGCUCAGUACCCUGACUUAGCUUGGCUGCCCAACGAGUUCAUGGGAGGGACGAGGUGCCUGGAGUCAGAGCAGUGCCACAAGAUCGACAGCAAGUACAUCUCUCCGACAGCAGCGAAUCUAUUUGACGUCAACGGGUAUCCGAGAUUGCCGGAAUCAAAGUAUGCAUGUUGUCAGCGAGACGGUAUCACAAUCGUGGACAACAAAAAGGGAACAAACGGCACUCUAGAAGAGAUGUGGAACAUCUACACGCUCGAGUCAACCAACAAUUCUGGGCAGAUCCAGCAUAACUGCUCGUGGCGACAAGGAAAUACCCAAGAAGAGGCCAUCGCUGCCAAACCCACUAAGAGUUUCGUCACUACACUCGCCACCCAGGCGAUCGAGGCGUCAGGCUGCAUCUUCAACUUCUCUCGGACUCGAGACUUUGCGUUGGACUUCUGCGUGCUAAAGACCUGCUUCCCUGUGUGCAUGGAUGUCGUUCGCAAGUGUCCUCUGGAGAUCGAGUUCAACUGCCCCACUGACUCAGACCGGAGGGAGUAUGAUUACUCUGCCUGCAACAUCAACCUUGCAGAAGGAUGCUCUAUGGUCCUGAUCUCUAGCGCAGCUGAAGCCAAGCUGGACAGGAGGCAGGUGCGAGAUUGGGCUACAUGCAGGAACAAGGGAUCCAAUGUUGGCAUCGUAGCCAUCGAGCCCCCCAAACAGCUUCCAGCUGCUGUGGGGACAGGAGAGAAGGAAGAGUCGAACAAGUUCUGGGAGGCAAGGAAAGACGAAGGUGGAAAGAUGCUUCGUUACUUCAACGCGUACGGCUCCAAGAAGGAGACAGACUGGUGCUGGGUUAAGGAGAAGGUGGAGAUUUAA